GUUUCACACAUCAACAAAAUCUACACUUACUUAACUUUGUGUAUCUGUAUCUCACCGAGAGUUUUAACAUAAACAAGACGUUACAGCGACUCGUUUGGCUGCAUAACUACAAAUCCCACAAUCCUCCCAACCUAACGUACGUACUUUCUGGAACCUUGACGACUCUUCGGACGCAGCUCACGUUUCGAGAAUAGCUAGGUUAACUUGCUAACGUCAGUUAAACACAGCACACCUUUCGGACAGUUCACAUCGCAGGGGUCAUUAAUUUGAGGUGCUUGCUGUUGGCAUCGCCACAUUAGUUUAGUAAGACCUGAACCUGCAGUGCCUGUUUGCUGUGCGCCAAUGGGGGCAUUACAAAAGAGCACAACGCGAACCGGAGACUAGCUAGAAAACAACAACAACAAAAACACCAAGGGGCAGGGCGGCUGCACAGGUCGGUCUGUCAUGAUAUAUGUUUCUGGUUAACUUAUUAACAGCUGUUAAUAAGCGCAGGGAUGAAGGUGUCUCCCUGUGUCGUGCUAAAUUAAUUGCCAUUUUUAUCUGUAACGCGAUACUAACGGCGUCAUGCAACGGCGUUUUAGCUAUUAUAGCUGUUAGCUGUCCUCAUGUAACGGUAGACAUAUUAAUAACUUUUGCGUCAUGUAGGUUACAAAAAAUACCCACAUCAACUCAUCUGACUGGUAUCACAACUGACCUUCCAGAUCAGAUCUGUUCGUAGUUUUCUACCGGUGUCUCUUCCAAUCAUUUCAUCGACGGGGCCACCAUGCAUCACUCUGCUCCGCCAAGCAGUGAAGUAGGGUUUCCGCCAGCCAUGUAUUCAUUUUCAGGCCCAACGAGCCUUCCUGAGUUUGACCUCGGACCUCCAAGUACGUCUGGUCACUUGCAGAGAGCCACUCUCUCUAACAACAGCUGGGAGACAAGAUGCCUCAGGAAGAACAGGAGGAGAGUUGAUGAUGAGGGAUGCAGUGCCAAAAGGAGGAGGUUAAUGUUGGAGGCAGAGGUGGACUUUGCAGAGAACUCGUGCACCAGCACUUGUCUUGACUUACCGGCAGCAAACAGCUGCCCUCCUGUGCCUGCACAGGACCGCCCUGCACCUCCGCAGCCCUGCACAGGGUCUCAGGACUUGACUCUGCCGCAGCCCCCCUCUGCUCUGUCACGAUCGGAGACCGAGAGCUCCUGCAUGGAGAUAGAGGCAGCUCAGAGGAAACUUCAGGAGAUCGAAGACAGAAUAACGUUGGAGGAUGAUGAUGAGGAUGAAGAUCUGGAUGUAGAGCCAGCCCCAAGACGACCAGUGCUGGUGAUCUCUGAUAGUCUGAAGGAGGGUCUACAGCGUGGCAUCACUGACAUCCUACCCCACACAGUAGCCCAGUCUGUGAGCCAUUCCUGCAUGGAGUUGGUGUUGUGGCGACCACCGGAUGAUCCCUUCUGUCGGAAGCGAAAGAGCUCAUUACAGAAACAGUGUAAACAACAGACGGCACCUCGGCAGGCCCUGACUCCAUGUCCGUCUCCCGCCCCUCACAGUCCGCUCAGCCCCUCCAGUCCCCCUGCAGACACACACUCUUCUCUGUACAGCUUUCCUGUGGCCCCCAACUCUGGAGAGGAGGACAUGGAAAUGUAACAGUGCUUGAUGGCUUGAAACGUCAUGCCAAAGUAAAAGACUGGACAUGUACCGUAGUCAUACAGAAGACUCUAAAGGACCUUUGAAGACACACUUGAAGUUGGUCAGUUUAGCAAGACGUAUUGACGUUAAAUGAAUAUUGUGCUGUUUUUUGGUCAAUUUGUCGAACACAUCUUUUACUUUACAGUCACUCAGUUUAAGCUUUUGGACUUUCAACUAUAUGUAAGAUGUAACAUUCAUUCAAUAAACAAUUUUGUGCAACUUACAGAAUUGAUUUUGCCCUUAGAAACAAGAUGAUUUGUACAUAAUUUUGCCAAACCUGGUCAGUGACACUCUGAUGUACAGUAAAUAUGACUUUGUAAUAUAUCAGCGUGCAGCACCUGAAUUUUGUAUAAUUUGUUGUUGAGCUUCAGGGCAUCGUUAACGGGACACUUAAGUUGGUUCACAUUUGCUCACAGCAUGGCUUCCUCCUUGCAGUUGUACUUAUGGUAGAAAGAUAAUCUUCCUCUCGUUGCAUAGCAAGUACACCAUUUUCGAGCUUUGAGGAAUUUUGUAAAGAGGUAAUGGAAAUGUACCUUUUUGUUAUAUGAUUGUAUUUUCAUAUGUACAUUACCAGAACUGCAAUUGGCCAUUCAGUGUUAUUACUUUCUAUUUGUUUCUAAAUAAACUCUGGUCCCCGCAGAGAC
Scatophagus argus is the source of this 2304-nucleotide messenger RNA. RefSeq names its product coiled-coil domain containing 117 (gene ccdc117). The record is from RefSeq and is a predicted model, not a curated record. Lineage: Eukaryota; Metazoa; Chordata; Actinopteri; Scatophagidae. The transcript has 5 exons. The coding region runs from base 764 to 1618 and encodes 284 amino acids.